Messenger RNA from Colletotrichum graminicola M1.001, 1980 nucleotides. Its product is annotated as calcineurin-like phosphoesterase. Lineage: Eukaryota; Fungi; Ascomycota; Sordariomycetes; Glomerellales; Glomerellaceae. The coding region runs from base 1 to 1980 and encodes 659 amino acids. The transcript is spliced from 3 exons. The record is from RefSeq and is a predicted model, not a curated record.
AUGCCUAACGGAGCUUCUUCAAUCCCUCCUGGAGCUGCGCCGCUACUCCCCAACCAGGGUCGUGUUAUUCAGACUGGCCCCAUCCGCGUCCUGUGCAUAGCUGAUGUUCGAGGAAACCUCACAUCCUUGAACGACCUGGCAAGACAAGCACGAGCCGAUCACAUCAUCCACACCGGCGACUUUGGCUUCUACGACGACACCUCUCUGGAGCGAAUUGCAGAAAAGACCCUUAAGCAUGUUGCUCAGUACUCUCCUCUGAUCUCGGAGCCCGUCAAGAAGGCGAUCCAGCAGGGCGGCCCUGGGCCCGUCAAGAGCCGAUUCCCCGCAAACGAGCUCCCCCUUUCCGAACUUCCUCUCCUCCUGAGCGGUGAGAUCAAGCUCGAUGUUCCGGUAUACACUGUCUGGGGUGCCUGCGAAGACGUCCGCGUUCUGGAAAAGUUCCGAUCCGGAGAGUACAAGGUGCAGAACCUGCAUAUCAUCGACGAGGCCCGUUCGAUGCUCCUCGAACUCGGUGGGGUGAAGCUGCGCCUUCUGGGUCUUGGCGGUGCUGUUGUUAUGCACAAGCUUUUCGACAACGGCGAGGGCAGAACCACCAUUGCUGGAGGCCAGGGAACCAUGUGGACCACCCUUCUCCAGAUGGGCGAGCUCGUCGAUACCGCCCACCGAGUCUACGAUCCCACCGAGACACGCGUCUUCGUCACCCACGCCUCUCCCGCUCGCGAGGGCAUCCUGAACCAGCUCUCCGUCACCCUCAAGGCCGAUUUCUCCGUCUCCGCUGGACUCCAUUUCCGAUAUGGCAGCUCCUACAACGAGUUCAGUGUAAACCCUACCCUCGACCACUACCGCGGCAAGCUUGCCGCCUCCAAGGCGUCCUUCAACGACGUUUGGGAGACUGUCAAGAACGAGGUUGAGCCGGCCAUCUCUCAGAACGAGGCGCAACAGAACCUACUCAAGAAUGCCCUCCAGAUCGUCGAGAAGAUGCCCACUACUGCCGCCGGCGGUAACCCCUUCGGCGGCCCUGCUGCCGGCCAGGCUCAGCUCGGUCAGGUUGAUGAGAGCGCCUUCAAGAACAUGUGGAAUUUCAAUUUGGCAGAUGCCGCAUUUGGCUGGUUGGUGCUCGAGAUCCAGGACGGCCGUAUUGGAACCGAGAUGCGUGCCCAGGGCUUCAACUUCUCGCACAGAGGUGCUAAGGCGGCCCCGCCCGUUCCCUCUGGACCGGCUAGUGCGAGCAACCUCCCCGCCUCAGUGCCUCCCUCGACGCAGACCACAGCUCUCCCGCCUACCAGCAGACAGUCUUCCUCCCAAGCACCCCCUAAGCCUGCUGUUGCAACGCCUCUGCCGCCUGCCAAGCCUGCGACUCCUCAGCCCUCUACUACUCCUGCGCCGCCCGCCGUACCCCCCAAGGAUGAGCGUCCUGCACCCGCAGCCGCUAACGGAUCGGCCAAUGGCCCUGAUCCUGUCUCAUCGCCUGCGCCCAAGACGCCUGCUCAGGACAUCAUCGGUCUGUUCAUUAUGAAUGUUAGUUCCGAAGAGCAGGCGCGCGAGCUCUUUGACGGUGAGCAUAGAAACAAUAUCCUCAAGGUCGAGAAAUGGGGCAACUCGAACAAGGUUGUCCAGUUCAAGACCGGAGAGGAUCGUGAUGCCGCUCUCAACAGCUUGCCCGAGGACCUCAAGACUCGUGCUCAAGAGGACCGGUCUCGUCCCCUGGUCAAGGUCUUUCAGCACCGCGAGAGCAAGUUCCAGCCUCGCGGCGGUGCUGGCAACUGGGGCAGCAGCAGAGGUGGCGGGAACUCGGCGAACACCGGCAGCGGUUACCGCAGCGCAGGUGGCGCCAGUGACUCUGAGAGCACCCGCCGUGGUGGCCGCGGCGGAGGCCGAGGAGGCCGCGGAGGUGAGCGGGGACGUGGCCGUGGCCGAGGCGGACUUAAGGGCGAAGGUGGUGCCUCGCCUGCUCCUGGCCCUGCCACCCCUGCGGAGUAG